Messenger RNA from Dentiscutata erythropus, 630 nucleotides. NCBI's taxonomy places the organism in Eukaryota, Fungi, Glomeromycota, Glomeromycetes, Diversisporales, Gigasporaceae. The record is from the annotation of a GenBank genome assembly.
AUGAAUGAGCCUCGAACGCCUACUAAAGCGAAUGAGUAUAUAAGUUCUACUAAUGUAGAAAUAGUAGACCAUACAAAAGCAGAUGAUUUUUGUACUUUAUUAUGGUCAAAUGUUAAAGAACCUCAAGGAUGGACCAGUCUUGCGUAUUUUAUUUUUUUAUCACCAAUUUUUUCGACGUUUUGUGCAAUAUGGAUUUGGGCUACGUUUUUUUUAGCAAUACCCACUUUAAUUCUUCCACCCCUUGGAUUUUUUUGGUGUAUAUGGACCGCUUGGAGUUGGAGAGCGCUAGGAAGAGUAGAAAUACUAACAUCACAAAUAUGUACAAAACCUGGACAAUGGUGCAAAGUUCAUCCAGAUAAUAAAUUACCACCGAUACUUAGAGUGUCAGAAGAAAAAGUUGGAAGGAUAAGAUUUGCUGUCUUAUUAUGUACAAAUAAGCAUACUUGGCAAUGUUUUAUUUAUUUUGCAAUAAUUAAACCUGUUGCGAUGAUUAUAUUUCUUAUUUCCGCAGUUCUUCUAGUUAUAUGUGCACUUCCACCAUUUACAUUACUAGGACUGCCAUUUAUGUGCAUUGGUUGUAAGAGAAUGGGUGAAUUACAAGUUCGUCUUACUAGAAGUUUCUUAGCUUGA